Messenger RNA from Pseudogymnoascus verrucosus, 1808 nucleotides. RefSeq lists its product as uncharacterized. NCBI's taxonomy places the organism in Eukaryota, Fungi, Ascomycota, Leotiomycetes, Thelebolales, Thelebolaceae. The coding region runs from base 325 to 1665 and encodes 446 amino acids. The record is from RefSeq and is a predicted model, not a curated record. The transcript has a single exon.
CUUUUGGAAUGCCGAGAGACUCGGGCUCUGCACCCGAUCCGUGGCAUUUAGAUCAACAAAGAACUGAAGGAUUCGGUAAGCUGGUUCUUUCAUCGUCGAUGCAUUCGGGCUCUCGAUGAUCAGAGAUGCUGGUCGACACAUAGACAUACAUAGGUAGACGAGGUAAGUUGCUUUGAAUCUCUUAAACCCUUCAUUUCCCUCUUUCGAGCUAUUGUCCAUCGCUUUUACAACGCCAUACACAACACACAUACAUUCUCCUUAUUGACCGGCAGGUCAUAAUUACAAGGCGAUUCAACCGCACCACCCACAACCCCCUCAUCCAUCAUGGCCUCAAAUCCACCCAACCCCCCCCCAGGCGCAGGGAAGAGAACCAAAACCCCUCCCCCCACCACCGACGACUCCUUCACCAUCGCGCUCACCCCGAGAAAUGUCGCCAUGCAGCGCCUCCGCGACCUCCAAGACCCCGAAACAGCAGCAAUAAACGAGCAUUACCGCCGCACCGGCCAGCUCCCCCGCGUCCUCGGCCAAUCGCCGCUCGCGGGGUCGCUCGCGGCGCCAACCAGUGGGAUCGCGGGGACGAGAUUCACGCCCGUUAAUCGCCCCGCUGCCAACGCCGGUGGGACGACAUUCACACCCGUUAACCCCGCCGGCGCCGGCACUACUGGGGCGGGGACGAGACCGGGGGAUACUAAUAUACCGGGUGUCACUAUCAAUAGAGCUACAAACGGCAGCGUAGCUCCGGGUGCGAAUCCGCGUGCGAGAGGCCCGAGAGGUAGACUCCCGGCGCCGACACCCAUGGGCCUGCCUCCGGGGGUAAUAGUGCGGCAGCCUGGAGUGGAGCCGAGGAGGAAUAUGCAGCGGUAUGGCGCUUUCAUUGAGGAUAGCCCUGAGCCGCCGCCGGCGUUGCGGCCGGACGUCCCGCCGCCUUCGGAUGCGGAGUUGCGCGCCAGGCUGGCGAUGCAGACGGGUCAGAAGGGGGUGAUCAAGUAUCCGAUUCGGUAUAUGGGGAUAUUGCCCGAUGAGCUGAGUGAGGAUUUCGAUGCGAGUACGGGGUAUAAUCCGCCGCCUCCGGGGCAGAGGGGGACGGAUGCGGAGGAGAGGGCGUGGGAGAAGGUGAGGGUGGAGAGCCUUAGGGGGGUGAGGUUUGGGGAGUGGAAUACGAGUUGGCUUAUGAGGAUGGCGCAGUUGAAGGGGGUUGGUGUGGAGCUGGAGGGGGGCGAGGCGGAGGUUCGUGAGGUGCUGGAGAGGGAGUUGACGGAGGUGAAGAUGGCGGAGAAGGCUGUGGCAGUGCAAGAGGCUCUCGUGGGGACUGACGGGGGGCGCUGGGCUAAGGUGGUAGAGGCGGAGGUCGAGCAGGAGCGCUAUAUUUUAGUGGAUGAGGACAAGGAUGAUAUGGAGGUGAUAAAGUCAAAGGUGGCGACGACGUGGCAGCAGCAGGCGAAGAUGGAUUUACCUGCUAGUGACGUGAGUUUGUGGUUGUCGGCCGUGACGUGGGGAACUAAGCCGUCGAGGAUGGUGAGGUGGGCGGGGAGGAAUGCAGAGAUGGAUGAUGGGCAUUGGUUGGGGAUUUAUGUGUAUAGGUUGACGAGGAAGGGGAAGGCUGCAGAAGUUGAGAGGAAUGAGCAGUAUGAGAGGGAGGCGAGGCGCUCGGCCGCUGGGCGUUGAUGAUGGGAUGCGGUUAUGUGCUUUGCUGUUGUUGUUUGUGGCUUUUGCGUUGCUUGAUUUCCUUUACUCAUUUUGUCUAACUGAUUAUUGGUCAUAUAUAAAUCUGAUCGAAAUGGAAUCUAAGCCUCUUAUUAUUUACCAAG